UAAACGACAUUAGUAUAAUAAAGCACUAACUGGCACUACUUUUAUCCAUGCGUAGUAAUACACUGUUGAAUGCCUCACGCAGAGCGAGCAGGUGUAUGACGCAAAACGUUGCAUUCAACGAGGUGAAAUCCAAGUCUAUCAUUCUGGAAUUUCGCACAACUUACAACCAUGUAUUUGAUCAAAUUAUGGUAAAUGCAUUCGGUUACUGCUCUGAGAAGAAAAAGAAACAAUCGAUAUUGAGAGGACUCGGAAGCGUGUUUAAAAACGUAUUUACAGCAUGACGGUAAAGUCCUGGUGAUAUCUGUUAACCUGCAUUUGGCCACAGUUUAAAUUCCCUGAAGCUAGCCUCCGCGCAGACAGACAACCAGCAUGUCAGGGAGGUACACCCCUGCCCCAGGAGGGCCCUUCUCAGCGCUCACCCCCAGCAUGUGGCCGCAGGACAUUCUGGCCAAGUACCACCAGAAAGACCCUGCAUUGGAGUCGGAGGUUCAGUAUGAUGAGUUUGGAUUCAGGAUCGAUACUGAAGACGGCCUGGAGGCCCAUGAGUGGCUGCGUGGGGAGGGCGCCCCCCAGCGCGAGGACCCCCAGCAGAGGCUGCGCUGGCAGGCCUACCUGGAGUUCACCCACAACCACGCAGUGGGAGACCUGACCUGGGACGGCAUCUCGCCCUGCCUGCCCCGCACUGACCGCCUGCGCUCGCUGGUCCUGGCCGGCAUCCCCCACUCCAUGAGGCCGCAGCUUUGGAUGCGGCUGUCGGGGGCACUGCAGAAGAAGCGGACGUCUGAGAUGUCCUACAAAGAGCUCGUCAAGAACAGCACCACCGACGACACCACAGCAGCUAAACAGAUCGAGAAGGACCUGUUGCGGACGAUGCCCACCAACGCUUGUUUCAGCAGCCUGACGAGUGUGGGGGUGCCCAGGCUGAGGAGGGUGCUGCGGGGCCUGGCGUGGCUCUACCCCGACAUCGGCUACUGCCAGGGCACGGGCAUGGUGGUGUCGUGCCUGCUGCUCUUCAUGGAGGAGGAGGACGCUCUGUGGAUGAUGUGCGCGCUGAUCGAGGACCUGCUGCCCCCCUCCUACUUCUCCUCCACGCUGCUGGGCGUGCAGACGGACCAGCGCGUGCUGCGGCAGCUCAUCGUCCAGUACCUGCCCCGCCUCGACCGCCUGCUGCAGGAGCACGACAUCGAGCUGUCCCUGAUCACUCUGCACUGGUUCCUGACGUCCUUCGCCAGCGUGGUGGACAUCCGCAUCCUGCUGCGGAUCUGGGACCUGCACUUCUACGAGGGCUCCGUCGUGCUCUUCCAGGUCACACUGGGCAUGCUCAAGAUCAAGGAGGAAGAGCUGGUGUCGUCGGAGAACUCGGCGUCCAUCUUCAACACGCUGUCGGACCUGCCCAGCCAGCUGGAGGACGGCGCGGCCGUGCUGGGUGAGGCGGUGCGCCUGGCCGGCUCGCUCUCGCAGGAGCACCUGGACGCGCAGCGCCGCAAGCACCUGGCCUACAUCCUGGCCGAGCAGGCGCAGCUCAACUCCAACAACAGCCACCACCCGCACACCAACCUCAACGCGCACCUCAACAAGGUGGUGCGGCGCCAGAGCCUGCGCAGGAAGUCGACGCUGAGCACGCUGCUGUGGGGCGAGGACGACGCGGAGGCGCUCAAGGCCAAGAACAUCAAGCAGACGGAGCUGGUGGCGGCGCUACGGGAGGCCAUCAACCGCACCGCCGAGCACUUCCACUGCCUGGACCCCCGCAACUGCAGCACGGAUCUCACUCCCGACUACUCCAUGGAGAGCCACCAGAGGGACCACGAGAACUUCCUGGUGGUGUCGCGGAACCGCCGCCGGCGGGCCAAGGCCCUGCUGGACUUCGAGCGCCACGACGACGACGAGCUGGGCUUCCGCAAGAACGACAUCAUCACCAUCGUGUCCCAGAAAGACGAGCACUGCUGUGGAGAGCUCAACGGCCUGCGAGGUUGGUUUCCUGCCAAGUUUGUGGAGAUCCUUGAUGAACGGAGUAAAGAGUACUCCAUGGCAGGGGACGACUCGGUGACAGAAGCCAUCACAGAUCUGGAGGGGACGCUGUGCCCGGCCCUCAAGGACAUCUUCGCACACGGCCUGAAGAAAACGUCCAUACUGGGGGGGCCGUGCCACCCAUGGCUCUUCAUAGAGGAGGCUGCUAGCAGAGAAGUGGAGAGAGAUUUCAACUCUGUCUACUCCAGACUGGUGCUGUGCAAGACCUACAGGCUGGAUGAGGAUGGGAAGGUGCUGACCCCCGAGGAGCUGCUCUACAGGGCAGUGCAGUCUGUAAACAUGAGUCACGACACGGCGCACGCACAGAUGGACGUUAAGUUCGCCUCACUAAUCUGCGUGGGCCUGAAUGAGCAGGUGCUGCACCUGUGGCUAGAGGUGCUGUGCUCCAGCAUCGCGGCGGUGGAGAAGUGGUACCAGCCCUGGUCCUUCCUGCGCAGCCCUGGCUGGGUGCAGAUCAAGUGUGAACUCCGGGUUCUCUCCAAGUUUGCGUUCAGUCUCUCUCAAGACUGUGAGCUGCCUGCUAAGAAAGAGGAGAAGGAGCAGAAACCUUUGAAGGAGGGCGUGCAGGACAUGCUGGUGAAGCACCAUCUCUUCAGCUGGGACAUCGACGGCUAACACGCCCCAGUCAAUCACAAACCCACACACACACACACACUCACACACACUCACUCUCUCUCUCACACACACACACAUACACAGAGGCCCGUCCACCCACACGCUUACCUCCCUCUUCACCUGCACUCAAGAGCAGCAUCAUUUAGCAGUCUCGUACGUCAUCUGGAUAGGCACCUGUGCAUCGCAGCCACUCGGCCUCAGUUGCUGUGAAAUGAUGUCACUUAAGUAUUUAAGGAGGCGCAGGUUGCAGGGGUGGUCUGCAACAACCUUUAACGCGCCUUGAAAAUGAAUCGUUGCCCUUGCGCCUUACUCUCAAGAAGACUGUAGUCUUUUGAAGAAGGAAAAAAAAAAGAGAACUAGGUUGUUGAAACUGGCAUGAAUCUGGCAAUCUGUCAUGGCGCCAUCUCCUGGCAGGAAAGCCACACGUCAACAAGGCCCUCUCAAGCAUUUCCAGUGCAGUAUACCUAACGACUACUACAGUACGCAGUAGAAGAAGGGCUGUGUUUUACCUCCGUUUCUACUGAAUAGAAUGCUAGCGAUCCAUCGCUAACUAUGCAGCAAGGGGAGUCGCAUCUCAUGGCUGAACUAAGGCACUUCCGUUCUCUCUUGGCUGUCCAUCGACCACAAACCUGAAGAUGAAAGGUUCAUCUGUGCAUGAGAGUUGUCCGUCUCUCUGUCCACUUGGCACUGUAAUGUUUUUGACCACAGUGAAGGACUCAUUAAUAGGUCAAUGUCAACGUUCUCCUGAAUAAGGAGAACUUUGUGAAGAUACUGAAAGAUGCUUAAGCGAUGUUCAUUUGUACGUUCUGGUAUCACUGAUGAAAUAUCACUGUGGAUCUAGUCUCCUUCCAUAUCUGUUCUAAAUGGCUUUACCACUAUCUUCCCUUGAAUUGUGUAAAAUAUGUAAUUAUUAUUAUUUUUUUUUUUUGUAAAUGUAGUGGACUCAUGAUCCAAGUUACAUAAUGUGGUUUACAAGGGCCAUUUUGCUUGCAGGCGUCACUAACGAGUAAAAGAAAGGUCAUUUUUCGCUUCAUUGUGGACCCCAGGUCAGCCAUUGUGAUUGGUUGUUUGCCCAUUAUAUGCCUUGAAUAGGGGGGGGCUAGCGGUCACCAGUAUCGGCAGUUCAGUCAUCCAACGCUUAAACACUAAAUCACCUGGACCAGGGAUUAAUGACCAGCCGGAACCGGACCAGCCCGGGGCAUCCCAAAUUGGGUCAGGACUGACCCUCCUUUCACUGCAAGUGUUAUUGUAGUGGACUUUGGCCUCCUGUUGUAUUGGUUGACCAGGACCACAUGAACCUGCAGGGCUCUUGAUUGUAUCCUACUGUAUGUAGAUGUACUAUAAUUCAGAUCUAUACAUGAGUGAGGAAAUAAAACUCCAACUUUCAAAACAGUA
Messenger RNA from Sardina pilchardus (European sardine), 4038 nucleotides. It is a transcript of the gene sgsm3, whose product is annotated as small G protein signaling modulator 3. The record is from RefSeq and is a predicted model, not a curated record. Gene Ontology annotation, molecular function: protein binding. NCBI's taxonomy places the organism in Eukaryota, Metazoa, Chordata, Actinopteri, Clupeiformes, Clupeidae.